Cynara cardunculus var. scolymus (artichoke) is the source of this 1588-nucleotide messenger RNA. RefSeq names its product UDP-rhamnose/UDP-galactose transporter 2-like. The record is from RefSeq and is a predicted model, not a curated record. Gene Ontology annotation, molecular function: UDP-galactose transmembrane transporter activity; antiporter activity. Lineage: Eukaryota; Viridiplantae; Streptophyta; Magnoliopsida; Asterales; Asteraceae. Gene Ontology annotation, cellular component: Golgi apparatus. Bases 339 to 1361 code for a protein of 340 amino acids. The transcript has 5 exons.
CAAGCUCUGCUAAUUCCACCCUUUUUCCCUAUAUUUUUUUUCUCCCAAAUGGAUCUUGUCUUCAUCCAAGACUGGAACCAGAUCACCGCUCGCUAAUGGCAUCCUUUCUUAUCACCCUGUUAUUCUUGGAAUCUUGAUUUCUUCUUGCUGUCAACCAUCGUGCUCGUAUAAAACCCCAUCACUCGCUACUCUAGACCCCAUUUGGACCCUUCUUGAAAUUGCCGUCGGUGGGUGUUCCAAAUCUUCACUUUCCUCUCCCCCUUUUCUUGUGUUCCUCAAUUCUUUACAGUUUCUUCAACACUUCUCUGUGAGAUCGAGUGAGUGAAAGAGAAGGGAUAAUGGAGAGCGAGAAGAAAGUUUCUCCCGUAUCCGAUGUGGGUGCCUGGGCUAUGAAUGUUAUAAGUUCUGUUGGAAUCAUUAUGGCCAACAAGCAGCUCAUGUCCGCCAAUGGUUAUUCGUUCUCUUUCGCCACAACAUUGACGGGAUUCCACUUUGCUGUAACUGCACUGGUCGGGUUCGUGUCAAAUUCUACGGGAUACACUGCAUCAAAGCAUGUUCCUUUGUGGGAACUUCUCUGGUUUUCAAUUGUUGCAAAUAUGUCGAUCACAGGGAUGAACCUCAGUCUUAUGCUGAAUUCCGUUGGAUUCUACCAAAUUUCCAAACUGAGCAUGAUUCCAGUGGUUUGUGUAAUGGAGUGGAUUCUUCAUAGUAAACGUUACUCAAAGGAAGUCAAAGUUGCUGUUGUAGUUGUUGUUAUAGGCGUGGGCGUUUGCACCGUGACUGAUGUCAAAGUUAAUGCCAAAGGUUUUAUAUGUGCAUGCGUAGCAGUUUUGGCAACAUCAUUGCAACAAAUUUCUAUCGGCUCCUUGCAGAAGAAGUACUCUGUUGGAGCUUUCGAGUUAUUGAGUAAAACCGCUCCUAUCCAAGCUCUCUCACUCCUUGUAUUCGGUCCUUUCAUCGACUAUUAUCUAACCGGAAAUCUUAUUUCUAACUAUAUGAAAACCAUAUCUUCUGGUGCAAUUAUAUUCAUUCUCAUUUCAUGCUCAUUGGCGGUUUUCUGCAACAUUAGCCAGUACCUCUGCAUCGGGCGGUUCUCGGCGGUUUCAUUCCAGGUUUUAGGCCACAUGAAAACUGUAUGUGUGCUGACCUUAGGGUGGCUCUUAUUUGAUUCAGAGCUGACCUUCAAGAACAUUCUGGGAAUGCUGGUUGCAGUUGCUGGAAUGGUGAUUUAUAGUUGGGCGGUGGAGGUGGAAAAGGCGAGCAGCAAAAGCGCGCCCCAUUCUAAGCAUAGUUUGACGGAAGAGGAGUUAAAUUUAUUGAAGGACGGAGUGGAGAAAGCGGAGCUCGGUGAAUCGAAAUAGAGAGAAGAGAAUGGAGAUUUGUAUUAGAGACAUACAUGAUGAUCAUAAUUUGGUUUUGGUGUUGUUUCAAUGUGUUUUUAUGUUUGAUGCAUUUAAAGAUUAGAAGGGAUUUAUUGGAAUCUAUAGUCUUUAUGUAGCUCAAGCUCAUUGCUCAUUCUGUUAUAGAAAUUCUUAUGUUAAAUUCAUUAGAUUAAUUUAUAUCAACUGCCUCAUUUGGGUAUUUAUCU